Messenger RNA from Acipenser ruthenus (sterlet), 3256 nucleotides. RefSeq names its product adhesion G protein-coupled receptor E1-like. The record is from RefSeq and is a predicted model, not a curated record. Gene Ontology annotation, cellular component: membrane. Gene Ontology annotation, biological process: adenylate cyclase-activating G protein-coupled receptor signaling pathway; cell surface receptor signaling pathway. Gene Ontology annotation, molecular function: G protein-coupled receptor activity; calcium ion binding. Lineage: Eukaryota; Metazoa; Chordata; Actinopteri; Acipenseriformes; Acipenseridae. Bases 1176 to 2996 code for a protein of 606 amino acids. The transcript has 19 exons.
GAGGUGGAACCGAUCCCUGUCAGGGGAGAGUGGAGGUCCUUCAUCAGGGACAGUGGGGGACAGUACGUGAUCAUAACUGGGAUCUAGCAGAUGCUGGAGUUGUGUGUCGACAGCUGGGCUGUGGAUCUGCGCAGUCAGCACUGCGUGGAUCUCACUUUGGACUAGGUUCUGGGCGCACCUGGUUGGAUAAUGUUAACUGCAGUGGUUCUGAGUCUGCCCUGUGGAACUGCUCAUCAAGUGGAUGGAAUGAGUACUACUUGAGACACUACGAUGACGCUGGAGUGAUCUGUUCAGAUGAUGACAUAUUGAGGCUGGUGGGUGGAGCCAAUCUCUGUGAAGGAAGAGUGGAGGUUCUUCAUCAGGGACAGUGGGGGGCAGUUUGUGACCAUCACUGGGAUCUCUCAGAUGCUAAAGUUGUGUGUAGACAGCUGGGCUGUGGAUCUGCUAAGUCUGCACCACGCAGUGCUAACUUUGGACAAAGUUCCUUACCCAUUUUGGUGAAUGAUGUAUCCUGCAAUGGCUCUGAGUCUGCACUGUGGAACUGCUCAUCAAGUGGAUGGGGUGUGCGUGACUGUGGUCACUAUGAAGAGGCUGGAGUGAUCUGUUCAGGUGAGGACAGGUUGAGGCUGGCUGGUGGAGGCCAUCGCUGUGCUGGCAGAGUGGAGAUUUACCAUGCUGGAAUAUGGGGAACAGUUUGUGGUAAUUACUGGGAUCUCUCAGUUGCUGGAGUUGUGUGUAAACAGCUGGGCUGUGGAUCUGCUGAGUCUGCACCGCGCAAUGCUCACUUUGGACAAGGUUCUGGACCCAUCUGGCUGAGUUAUGCUUUCUGUCAUGGCUCUGAGUCUGCCCUGUGGGACUGUUCAUUGUCGUGGGAUUGGCGCAACUGUCAUCACUUUGAGGAUGCUGGAGUGAUCUGUUCAGAUGCAAAGUGUUUUGUUAGUCCUCCGGUUUGUGGCUCCAAUGGAAAUUGUGUCAACACAACUAAUGGCUACUGGUGUGACUGUCACCCAGGAUAUACUAAUGUUGGGAACGCAACAGGACAGUGUGAAGAUAUCAAUGAGUGUAUAAAGAAUGGCACCCACUGUGGCCCGAAUGCUUGGUGUGAGAACACAAUUGGAAACUACAGCUGCACCUGCAACAAGGGCUUCAGGGCCAGUUCAGGACAGGAGCACUUCAUGACAGCCAGUGAAAACACCUGUAAAGAUAUCGAUGAGUGCACUGAAACCCCCCUGAUCUGUGGUCCGAAUACACAAUGUGCCAACACUGUCGGCAGCUACAGCUGCUCCUGUAAAACAGGAUAUUUUCCUACUACUGGAUUGAAAUGGCUACCCAAUGAAAUACAAUGUGAAGACUUCACCAAGAUUCAAACUGUGCAAACCUGCAGCAUUAUAUAUUAUGAAGGAGGAGUAGAGAAAUACCUCAAUAGUUCCAGCACCUGGUUUUGUUUCAUCACAAACCUAACUUCCACCAAGUUCACUUGGUCCAGUUCUGAAUAUCAGCUGCAGCAAGUGGUUGGUGUUUUAAGCUCUGCUCUGAAUGACACUUCCUUGUGGAGUAACCUGACCAGGGAUGAGAAGUCUGUUGCAACUCAAGCAUACCUGGACAUUGUAGAGAGGGCAGUGCUGCACUUGACUGAGUCUUCAGAGACUCUGUUAAGGAAAAACAUGAACACACAAAAUCUAGAUAUGGAGCUACUGAUUGUACCGACGUACCUCACCCCUGGAUCUGAAAUGUUACAAUCCAAGAACAACAUCCUGGAAAUAAACAUGAGAUCCCUCCAGCAGAAUAACAUGGAAGGUCAGAUAACAGCUGGGUUUGUCUCGUACACUGGAAUGGAGUCUGUCUUGGAUGGAGGCUUCUAUCAGAAUCGCUCUUCACAGGGCUCUAUCCAGUUAAACUCCCCAGUGGUUACUGCUACUGUAGGCAGCAAACACAAACUUUCAGCACCUGUCAAUUUAACCUUCUAUCACAAUAAGUUAAAAACAGCAGAAGAGGAGGUGAUGUGUGUCUACUGGAAAUACGAAGGGACGGAAGGAUCCUGGUCCACUGAAGGCUGCACAAAGUUCUACUCAAACCAAACACACACUGUGUGCAGCUGUGACCACCUCUCCAGCUUCACUGUAUUAAUGGAAAGAAGAGAAUCACAGAUGCAAGAUUACUAUGCAUUGUUGGUGAUCGUCUACAUUGCAGAGAUAGCAUCCCUGGUCUGCCUCAGCCUUGCCAUUGUUACAUUCCUAUUCUGCUGUUCGAUUCACAAUGUCAGCGCCACCCUUCACCUGCACCUGAGUGUCUGUGUCUUCAUGGCUCACCUUCUAUUUCUAAUUGGAGUGUCCAAAACCAAUGAGGAGGUGCCAUGCGCAGUCAUAGCUGGGUUCCUGCACUACUUCUUCCUGUGCAGUUUCGUGUGGAUGUGCCUGGAGGUAGUGCAGCUCUACCUGCUGGUGAGAGACAUGAAGCAGAUGAGGCCGUGCAGCAUAGGGGGGCUGCUGGCUGGGUACGGCCUGCCUGCUGUCAUCGUGGCUGUGUCUGCUGGAGUGUUUCCAGAGGGGUACAGGAUUGACAUGUUAUGUUGGCUGAGCCAUCACAGAGGAUUUGCCUGGAGUUUUCUUGGUCCUGUUUGUGUCACAAUUGCUGUCAACACCAUUCUCUUCCCUGUAAUUCUCUGGACUAGGCUUGACCAGAAUGCUGACGAGUCAAAAGUCAAAGACACCAGACUGGGGAUUUUCAAAGCCAUUGUUCAUUGCCUCAUCAUGGGCUGCAGCUGGGUGCUUGCACUCUUUCCAGGAGUCACUUUCACGCUGGUGUUUGUCAUUAUCAACGCCCUGCAGGGCCCCUAUAUUUUCCUGGUGCACUGUAUACUAAAUCAGCAGGUGAGAGUGGAGUACAGGAGAUGGAUCAGCCUCCUCCACGGGCAGGCAGGCAGCUACAACGUCUCAUCUUCUACAGUUCCAAUGGAAUCUCUGAAGGAGGAAACCAAUGCAAAGUCUGUGCACUGAUGCAGCUCUGAGCUCUCAAGAAAGAAAACAGGAGAGCAAAUGAAGAAAGAAGAUCUGCAUGCUUUCAAAUUUGCAAGCUUUGGGUUGAAGGAGGAUUUUCUUUAUUGAGUACUAAUAAUUCAUUUCUUUAUUUCUAUAAAAUAUUUCUGGAAUGUUAUUAUAGGUUUCAGUGAGCCACAUUGUGAGUAGUACAUUUGGCGGUGAUUUAGACUUUAAACCAGAUUUUUUUUUUUUUAUGUAAAAAUGUUAAAACACUGAAA